Messenger RNA from Lachancea lanzarotensis, 1929 nucleotides. RefSeq names its product LALA0S09e05864g1_1. The coding region runs from base 1 to 1929 and encodes 642 amino acids. NCBI's taxonomy places the organism in Eukaryota, Fungi, Ascomycota, Saccharomycetes, Saccharomycetales, Saccharomycetaceae. The transcript has a single exon. Gene Ontology annotation, biological process: intein-mediated protein splicing. Gene Ontology annotation, molecular function: DNA binding; endonuclease activity. The record is from RefSeq and is a predicted model, not a curated record.
AUGCCGGGCACCACGAACUUCCUGGGCGGCUUCGUCGCGGGGACUAAGUUCAUGAUGGCCGAUGGCGAGCAACGCGCAAUCGAAAAUAUCUCCGUGGGUGAUAAGCUAAUGAAAGAUGAUGGAACAGCUGUUGAGAUAAUUGCUGUGCCCUGUCAAGUCACCGAUACAGUGAAAAUUCGCCAAGCCAGUAACCAUACUGCUCAUCUGAAAGAUCCGACCCGUUCACCUCCUUGUGGACUCUUUGAGUUUGCAUGUGCAUCGCGUCAAUCACUGAAAUUUGCAACUUUUCAAGUCAAGAAGGACUCUCGUCGGAGUAACGGUAAUAGGGUUAUUGGAAUUCACCAAAUGGCGGUUGGAAAAACCAAAGAUGGUCGGGAAAUCGCUUUAGUCAAAAACAAAGACAAGAUUUUCAGGCAUGAUGGUGACGACUACGCAGCAAAUAAGUAUAUUGCUGAAACAAUGGCUCCAUACCCAGAUAAGUUGAUAUUUUGGGAUUGCGAAGUGGGUGAUUUGGAGUGCUUGACGGCAGCACCAAGAACUUCGACCGGUUUGAGCUUCUACCCGAUUUAUUUUGAAAAUCCUGUUUUACUAUCUUGGUUAGAAAACCAUUUCGAGCGGGCGGUAACAAUGAAAGCAUUGGAAGGUAUGGCGUGGUUACUUGGAUUUUGGGUUGGUAAUGGUUACAAAAGAGGUCCAAUUUUUGCAUUACAUUCUGAGGAUCACGAUAUUAGUGGCCGCCUCAAAAGGAAUGCUAAAUUGUGGGGUAUGGAAUUGGUAAUUAAAAAGGUAGGUCCAAGUGGUGGCAAGAACGCCACAGGAUACUUGCACACUUACAGCGGAACGGUGCGUAACUUAUACCAAAAGAGUCCAAUUUGUGAGGUACUAUCGGGGUUAAAGUUUUGGGAAAAUGGACGUAGGGGAGAGGCGAAAAGAGUGCCGAAAUUCUUGAGUACUGACCAAAAAAUUGUUCGAGAAGCUUUUUUAGCCGGUCUCAUCGAUGCCGAUGGCAGCACGCGGAUUCAGGAUAACUUGAUAAGAGCGAAAAUCGUGACAGUACUACCUCCGGUUCGUGAUGCAAUAAACGCCAUAGCGCGCUCACUAGGUUUGAAUGUUACGGUUUAUUUUUACCAUGAAAGAAUGCACAAACUGGGAUACCACGAAAGUGAUGCUUGGACUUUCAACCUCUUUGGAGGGACUAAUCAAGAGACUUUGCAGUCUAUUUUAAACCGGUGCUCCUGUGAAAGGAAAAGAAAUCCACCAAUCCAAAAAGAUCGCAAUGAGGAUGUAGAGGAAUUUGAAGAUCAGGAAGGUCAGAAGUCCGCUGGUAUAAAUGAUAUGCUGUCCGAAGAGGAUUACAACAAUCCGGAUGACUCCAGUGUGGUAUCGGACGAUGAAGAAACUGCUUUAUUUGAAAUUGACGCCGUAGACACCUACUUUGAGAAGCAUCAAGGGUUCAAUGAUGAAGACAUAAAUUUGAAUCCUAACAGGUUUAGAUUCAUUAUGGAAAGUAAUGGUGAGCAGGAAGUAUUUGGUUUGGUGUGCUCUGAUGAAUGCAAACUAUUAAUGUCUGACCAAAUUGUUGUAGGAAGCUCGAAGUUAAUAGGGGGAAAUGAUCGUGGUCAGGCAAAUGCCGUUACAGGUUGCGUAUCAUGUAAAACUACACGUACGACCCAUUGGUAUCGUUUGCCAUGGGAUAGGUCGACGUAUCGCCGUAUCUGCGAGCAAUGCAAACGCAGCUUGCGGAGCUUGUCAUUGAAAUGCUACAAAAACGACUGCGAUCACAUUUUGAAGCAUGCUCAACUCGCUUCAUUCAGAAGAUCAAGGAUUGCCAAAGUUAGGAGACAAAUCGCGGGAAGUCAAGUCGCAGAAGGAUACCCUUGCCUGAAAUGCAGAGAUGGGAUCUACGUCAAGAUAAGUAAAGACGAUUAG